Messenger RNA from Rotaria sp. Silwood2, 489 nucleotides. NCBI's taxonomy places the organism in Eukaryota, Metazoa, Rotifera, Eurotatoria, Philodinida, Philodinidae. The record is from the annotation of a GenBank genome assembly.
AUGUCAAAUGUUGAUAUAGCACAAUAUUUGAGAAUCAAUGAGUCAACUGUGCGAUUCUGGCUUGAAAGAUAUGAAGUAACCGGUGAUGUGAAUGUUGAACAAAAAACUGGUCGAAAACGUACUACAACGGAAAAACAAGAUGCUGAAAUUCAAUCGGUUGUAGCUAAAUAUCCAACAGAGUCUGUAGGUCAAAUUGCAUUUAGAUUAUCAAAGAAAGGUAUAAAUGUUAGUGAGACAACAUUAAGAAGAAGAUUCAAAGAAGCUGAUGUGCAAUCGGUCAAACCAACUUUCAAGCUAUUGUUAACAAGAGACCAUAUGAAGAAAAGGUUCCCAUGGGCUCUACAACAUCAAGAUGUCGACUGGGAUCAAGUUGUUUUUACAGAUGAAAGUUCAUUUCAUAUGAAGCAGGUGAUAAGACGUGUAUGGAAAAAGCGUGGUGAAAAAUUUUAUGUGACAACGGUGAAGCAUCCUGUCAAAGUUCAUGUUUGA